GUAGAGCAAGCCUUCUUAAUUCGCUUGAUCCGUCCAGAGCUCCUUCUGCCCAUAGGAGCCAUGAGUGUGCAGUAAUGUGAUUUUUCCAUGGGAUGACUAGUGACGACACAUGGAAUCUGGAGAGCUGGGGCUGGACAGUGCUAUCCAGCUACUCCUCUUCCAUCGACUUUGAGAGGGAUCUCAGGACUGGGCCCAUCUGUGAGUCACCCAGGAUGUCCAGACGCAGUCUCCGUCUGCACACCAGCACAAGUCACUAUGGGGAAGACAGCCUGCUUGACCACCACAGCGCCUCCUACAGCCGUGAAAAGACUCUGAAGAGCAGAAGAUCCUGUCAUUCUGUUUCAGGGACAGCACCAAAUUUUCAAACUCCGAGGUUUGCCUCAACAUCAGUCCUGCAGGCACAUAACAGCACCCUGAACAGCUGUGCGCCCAGUGAUGCCUCUCUGCUGUCCUCUUUGCUGGAUGAGUCCUCCAUACAGGAGCGCACACUGGUUGACAGCUUCUGGGGUUUAGAUGAAGAAUGUGAAAUCCAUGACCAACCCAUCAUUUCACAACUCAUCACAAUGGAAGCCAAGAUGCAGACCUCCACAACACAGAAUGGCCACAUCUCCAAAGACUGCACCAUCCCGUCUCCCUCCAAGAACGACAGCUCCCUUAAUAAUGCUGCUGUACAUCAGGCAUCUUUUACAGAGGCUCCCAACACUGCCACAACAUUGUACUGCAGGGACAAGAAUCGCAAAUAUAAACCAGGUGUACUGGGGAAGUUGUCUGAGAUGUGCCUAAAUUUCAGCAUCAGAAUUCUUGCACUUGUAGUGUACAUAUUCACACUGCUUAUACAGGUGCCUCUGCUCAAAGGUCUGGUGUUAUCGGUAUCGCUCUGGUGUGUGCGAGUGGCUAAGGCAAUUGCUCACUCCUCAACCACUUUGCUCAGGAAGGCACUCAUGUCUGUGCGGCAAAUGAAAGCCGCCUGCUGCCGUGCUAAGAGAGGCAAUCAGAAAUACAUCAGCACUAUGAGUGUUAAAGAGGUGGUGCUUCAAAAGGAGCAACCAAAGUUCAGCGGCGUACUGUGGAGGGCAGCCUCAAAUAGCAUCUUGUGGCUAGUCAAUCUCUUCACAACGUGUCUGCCUAUGCUUUCAAAAGUCCUGUUUCUUCUUCCUUUACUUCUGUUCCUCGCUCUAUACUAUUGGGGGCCAUCUGGACUGAUAGCCAUGCUGCCUGCAACUAAUUUGAUGAGGGACAGCUCCCACCUCAGUCCUCCAACAGCCUCCAUGCAUGGCUUAGAUGAGGGACAAACUACUACUGACACAGACUCCCAGAGGCCAUCAGUGGUGUCUUCAGUAGAGGCAGAGAGGCUGAUGCGUUUGGAGGAGAGCGUGUCUCAGCUGUGGGAUCGAGUGGCUGGAGGUUUGCUCAGGCAGGAGGAGCAACACACUGAAAUGCUCAGCCUGUAUAACACCCUGCGCUCCGAGAUUCACGGAUACACUGACAGAGAGAGUCUGGGCAAGUGGAUUGGAGAUCUGUUGGAGGAGAGAUUCAGCCUUCUGAAAGGAGAAGUACAGAAAGAGGCCAAGUAUACACAGCAGCGUCAGGAAAAGCAUGCAGAAGAGCGUCAGUCAGAGAACACUCGACUCGCUGAAGCUGAGGCUUUACUCCAGACGCUUGCACGCAGAACUGAGGAGCUGCAGAGAAAACAAGAGCCCACACUCAGAAAGGUUCCUGAGGCAGAGGCGCCUAGCCCUGAUCCUCAAAGAGAGGAGGCUGAGAGCAGCUCUGCUGAGGCUCUUCUGGUAGAGGUGAGGCGUCUAGAAGACGCUUUGGAGAGGAUCAGAGAUGAUGUACAGGGGCUGAUGAAAUGCAGAGACAAAUGUGAGCAACUGGACUCCUUAAGCUCAGUAUCUGCACAGGUGAAGGAGGAAAUAAAGUCUUUGUUUUAUGGCAAUGAUGGAGCAGCAGAGCUGGAGCUUCCAGAAUCUCUCCUGCAGUGGAUCUCGGAUCACUUUGUGAGCACUUCUGAACUGCAGACCUCACUCAGUGCAUUGGAGAGCAGCAUUCUGGGUAACCUGUCCCUUCAGGUAGAAGAGGGCCAGUCACCUUCUAAAGAGACGAUCACCAAAACUGUACUAAAUGCCGCAGGGGAGGCAGGCCUCUCUGAGGAACAUGUACAGCUGAUUGUCACCAAUGCAAUAAAGCUCUACUCUGAGGACCGCAUUGCUAUGGUGGACUAUGCAUUGGAAUCUGGAGGAGGAAGCAUCAUAAGCACACGUUGUUCAGAGUCCUUCAACACCAAAACUGCACUGCUGAGUCUGUUUGGCCUCCCGCUGUGGUACUUCUCUCAGUCACCACGUGUAGUCAUACAGCCAGAAGUGCAUCCAGGCAACUGCUGGGCAUUUAAAGGUUCAACUGGAUAUAUAGUGAUUGGAUUGUCCAUGAAGAUUGUGCCAACAGCCUUUACACUGGAACAUGUGGCUAAAUCUCUGUCGCCCACUGGAAACAUCAGCAGUGCCCCACGAGAAUUCAAUGUAUAUGGUCUUGAUGAUGAGCAGCAGGAAGAGGGGCAGUUGCUGGGACAGUACGUUUAUGAAGAAGAUGGGGAUUCUCUUCAGACCUUUCUGGUCUCUGAUGAGGUCUCGAGUGCUUUCCAGAUCAUUGAGAUGAGAGUGCUGUCUAACUGGGGGAAUCCUGAAUACACAUGCGUGUACCGUUUCCGGGUGCAUGGGAAAACUUCUUAACCCAAUGAAUUGCAAGCACUUGGGACAUUACGAACUCCUGACAGUUUGUCACCUGACUGAGAAAAAUAAUGUGCCAUAGAGCUAUCCGUUUGGUCCUGAGCUGACCCUAGGGCGUCUGCUAUAUAUGAUUGCAUGCUGGAACAUGUACUGUUAAGCCUCAGGGCCACACUCAGCACUUGCACUCUCGUCUCAUCCUGAUGCAUUGCACACAUUUUCCUCUUUUAUCAGGUUAUUUUUCUGUGGAAUAACUAUUAUUAAUAUAUUAUUAAUAUUAUUAUAUAUUUGUAGAACUGUCACCAGCAAAGAAAUGCAUUGACAAUUCUCUGCACGACAAACAAACCGCUGAAGAUUGUAUUGUAGACUGAAUGUAAAUCUUAAUAAGUUCUUCAGUUUUGUGCUUUUUGUUUUGCCUUUUUUCUUUUACUCUUUUUGUUUGUUUGUUUGUUUUUGCUAGCUGACAUGUGCCCUAUUUAAAAAUCGCUAUUUAUUUUUGUGGAUUUAAGUUUACGCAAGCGACUUGGAUUGUGUAUUUUUGUACGUGCUUUUCGUGAUCUUUAUGCAACGGAUUUUGUUAUUGCCAUGUGAUCUUUAUAUGCUGGCUUUUCAAAUAAAAUUCAUGACUUUUUUUUAUUUUAA
Molecule: messenger RNA, 3365 nt
Organism: Danio aesculapii
Lineage: Eukaryota; Metazoa; Chordata; Actinopteri; Cypriniformes; Danionidae
Gene: sun1a
Product: Sad1 and UNC84 domain containing 1a
Exons: 21
Coding region: 93-2729 (878 amino acids)
Biological process (GO): nuclear envelope organization
Cellular component (GO): meiotic nuclear membrane microtubule tethering complex; nuclear envelope
Molecular function (GO): protein-membrane adaptor activity
Source: RefSeq, a predicted model, not a curated record